Messenger RNA from Trematomus bernacchii (emerald rockcod), 701 nucleotides. Its product is annotated as low-density lipoprotein receptor-related protein 6-like. NCBI's taxonomy places the organism in Eukaryota, Metazoa, Chordata, Actinopteri, Perciformes, Nototheniidae. The record is from RefSeq and is a predicted model, not a curated record.
AGGUGGAGGUGCAGGAGGAGGAGGAGCAGCUUCCUCACAGCGGAAGGAUCUCCUGCAGGACAAUGUGAGAGUGCAUCCACUUAUAGCAAAAGCAGCCAGGAUGGAACCACUGGGGAUCAUUUAACACCCUUUUUGUGUAGUGAAAAUCACAAUUUAGUUGCAAAAACCCCCUUGGAUUGUGUGACCCAGAGGAACCGGCAGCAGCAGCGAUGAGAGCUCUGCGCUGAGGCCGAGAAUAGAGCGCCUUGCUGGGCCACGACUAGGGAGAAAGAUGGGUGUCGUGCUGCGGAGCCUGUUGUUGUGUAGUUUCUGUAUUCUCAUACGAGGCGUGCCGCUGCUGCUGUAUGCGAACCGGCGGGACCUCCGUCUGGUGGACGCCGCCCACGAGAAGCACAACUCCUCGGUGGUGGUCGGGGGUCUGGAGGACGCCGCGGCCGUGGAUUAUAUCUACGACCAGGGCCUCAUUUACUGGAGCGACGUGAGCGAGGAGGCCAUCAAACGCACCGUGUUCAACCAAUCAGGAGCCAGCGUGGUGCAGACGGUGGUGCCGGGACUCGUGUCGCCCGACGGCAUCGCCUGCGAUUGGAGAGGAAGGAAACUCUACUGGACCGACUCGGAGACGAAUCGGAUCGAAGUUUCUGAGCUGGACGGGAAGCUGAGGAAGGUUUUAUUCUGGCAGGAGCUGGACCAACCCCGAGCCA